AUGUCAACCCCCCGGUCACUCACUCCGUCAUUCUUGAGCAAUUCCUUGCGCUACUCUCUCUUAACCCUCUUUUCACGGCGGCGCGUAUCCAUCACACGAUUUCUUACUCCUUCGAUUUUACUUCGUUUCACCGCCAUUUCCUACCGGGAUACACUGUAUCUCCAUCAGAUGAGUUCCAAAAGAGGUGGUGGUCAGUCUAACAGAGGCGAUGGCAACAAGCCUUCACCCAAGGGUAAAAACAUAGCCAGUGGUUCUAGCUAUGAUGUUGAUCAAUUGAAUCAAGCAGUCCAAGAUGCGAACCUGGAUCCAAACCAGGAUGGAAGUUGGGAGGUCAUCUCCAAAAAGAACAAGAACAAAACUGGAAAUGGUGCUUCUUCCAAACAGUGGGCUGCCCAGACUCCCAAACCCAAUGCAUGGGGUCAAGGUCAACCUGAUACCCAAAGAACUGGUGGCCGGGGAAACGGUCAGGCCAGGGCUCCAAACAACACAUGGGCAGCAGCUCAAACAGGCGGCAGAGGUGGUGGCGGUGGUGGUGGUGGUAGCAACUACAACUACAAUGGUGCUUCAAAUGCAAUUCCUCCGCCUCUUCAGAGUGGAUGGAAUUGGAAUGCUAGGCCAGCCAAUGCAUGGCAAUUGGGAAAUGAUGCUGGGAGGAGAGAGAAUGCUCCAGAAGUUGUUAUCCAGGAAGAUGUUGAAGACCACAAUGACAUUGGCGAGAUUGAUGGAUCCGAUGAUGAUGAUGAUGUUCUUUUGACUGAUGAGUAUGAUUCAGAUGAAACCCCAAGAACCCAUGAGGUCCGAAAGAAGAACAAAUGGUAUUCCGACUUUUUCGAAACUCUGGACAGUUUGACUGUGGAGCAAAUCAACGAGCCAACCAGACAAUGGCAUUGCCCCGCAUGUCAAAAUGGUCCAGGUGCCAUUGACUGGUAUCGCAGCCUUCCUUCUCUUGUGACACAUGCAAAAACAAAAGGGUCAAAAAGAGUCAAGAUUCAUCGCGAUCUAGCUGAAAUUUUGGAGGAAGAGUUGCGUAGAAGGGGAGCUACAGUGGUAGCAGCUGGUGAGUCAUAUGGUCAAUGGAAAGGUCUCAAUGAAGUUGUGAAAGAUAAGGAAAUCGUGUGGCCACCAAUGGUUGUCAUCAUGAAUACACAACUUGAACAAGAUGAGAAUGAUAAGUGGCUUGGGAUGGGGAAUCAGGAGCUUCUUGAUUACUUUGGGUCAUAUGAAGCUGUGAGGGCCCGACAUUCUUAUGGGCCAAAAGGGCAUAGAGGAAUGAGUGUUCUGAUAUUUGAAUCCUCUGCAGUGGGGUACACAGAAGCCGAGAGGCUGAGCAAGCAUUUUGAACAUCAGGGUACUGACCGAGAUGCGUGGGAUCAUCGCAGGAUUCUGUUUUAUCCAGGUGGCAAGCGACAGCUGUAUGGCUACCUGGCAACAAAAAGAGAUUUGGAUUUCUUCAAUCAGCAUUGCCAAGGGAAAUCGAAGCUGAAGUUUGAGUUGGUUUCUUACCAAGAAAGAGUUGUGAACCAGUUGAAGCAAAUGAAUGAGGACAAUCAACAACUGAAUUAUUAUAAGAACAAAAUUGCUAAAGAACAAAAGCAUUCGAAAGCACUUGAAGAGUCGUUUGAUUUUGUGACUCAGAGGCUGAGGAAGACUGAAGAAGAGAACCGGAUUGUGAGGGAGAGAACACAACGCUACCAUGAACAAAACAAGGAAGAGAUGGAUUAUCAGGAGCAAUUCUUUAAAGAUCAGCUGAAGAUAAUCCAUGAUGCUAGGAAUGCAAAAGAAGGGAAGUUUGAUAAGCUACAGAAGGAAGAGCGCAUGAAAGUUGAGCAAUCUUAUUCUGUGGUGGAUCCUCAGAAGAGGGAUGAGAAGCUUGAGGCAAUGAAGGAAUUUGAGGAAGAGAGGGAGAAGCUGAUGAAAGCUCUUGAAGAGCAGAGGACUGAAAUGAAGAGCAGGCAUUGGAAAGAGGAGAUUGAGCUGGAGAAAGGGUUUGAUGCUGUGCUGACUCAAUUGAUGGAUAAGUACACCAAUAAACUUGAAGGAUGAAUGAAUGUCUGAUUAGUACUACUCUAAAAGACCUAUCAUAUUAAAUAUCCUAAGAGUAAGGUUCGAUAUUUGGUAUUGAACGUAUGAGGCAUAUAUAUGUGGUUUACUUGCUAAUUCAAGUUUAGACAUUAAAGUAUUUGAAUGGUUG
This is a messenger RNA of Lactuca saligna, 2191 nucleotides long. NCBI's taxonomy places the organism in Eukaryota, Viridiplantae, Streptophyta, Magnoliopsida, Asterales, Asteraceae. The record is from the annotation of a GenBank genome assembly.